This is a messenger RNA of Hipposideros armiger (great roundleaf bat), 3879 nucleotides long. It is a transcript of the gene SOWAHB, whose product is annotated as sosondowah ankyrin repeat domain family member B. Gene Ontology annotation, molecular function: protein binding. The record is from RefSeq and is a predicted model, not a curated record. NCBI's taxonomy places the organism in Eukaryota, Metazoa, Chordata, Mammalia, Chiroptera, Hipposideridae. Bases 87 to 2447 code for a protein of 786 amino acids. The transcript has a single exon.
CGACAGGCCAGGGUUUCGGCUGGUGAGGGAGAGCGCAGGAAGGGCGAGACACAGAUACCCCGGGGUCAGGGGACGACAAGGCAGCGAUGGCCCGGGAGUUGAGCCAGGAGGCACUCCUGGACUUUCUGUGCCAGGCCGGGGGCCGAGUGACCAACGUCGGCUUGCUGAACCACUUCAAGAGCUUUCUCCGAGACCCGGACGCGUCCCCCAGCCAGCACCAGCGACGCCGUGAGCUCUUCAAGGGCUUUGUCAAUUCAGUCGCCGCAGUGCGCCAGGACCCCGACGGCACCAAGUACGUGGUGCUCAAGAGGAGGUACAGGGACCUUUUGGGGGAGGAGGGGCUGCAGCGACCCCGCGACGCGCCAGCGGCCGCCGCCCCUGCAGGGGGAGCUGCGACAAGCUCCCCGCGAGGCGCGCACCCGAGGGAGUCGCCGCAGCAGCAGCCCGGGCGGCGGCGGCGCGAGAAGGAGAGGGAGGAGGAGCCAGCAGGUGCCGCAGCCCCAGCCGCCCACGCAGGUUGCAAUGGACUCCCUGUCACCGGCGCCCCGGAGGCGGCAGGGGGAGGUGGCAAGCAGAGAGACAGCUCCGGCCAUAGGGCGCCGGAGGCCGCGGCGGCUGCGGCGGCAGCUGCCCAAGUCGGAGCGAAGUGCGCGGCGGCGGAGACGCAGGUCCCCUGCUACCGGGAAUGCCUCCAGAACGGCCUGGGGGGACUCCCCGGCGAACCGCUGCCCGACGGACUCCUCGAUCCCGCCACCGCAGGGGAGGAGCCGGCUCCAGCUGCCCAGGAUGACCGCCGGGCUCCCAGGCAGGAGCGGGAAGGCGCGCCGGCUGAGCCUGCGCAGGUGCCCGCAGCGCCCCUCUCGCCUCCUCCAGCCGUCGAGGCCAAAGGGAGUGGGGUUUCCCCGCCUGCCCUCCUGUCCCGCCAUCCUUCCCCUGGAGACCCACCGGAGCUGUUGACCCCGGUCGACCUGCAUUAUUCGACCCUGCAGCAGCAGCAGCGCACUCGAGAAUGGGUGGCCAGACACCCACAUAUACCCGGGGCCUGGGACCAGGGUCCCAUCAGAGCCUGGUCAGUGCUGCCAGACAACUUCCCCUCGGAACUGGGCUUGUGGGUCCCGGAAUCUAACUCGUCGCUGCUAGAUCCCUCUCUUGCUCCUCAUUCUCUCUGUCCUGUUGUUCCUGAAUCCUGGCUCAGGAACCGUCCUUUGACAGUCUUUCGUAGCAUUCGUUGUCAGCUGUCCCUCCAAGAUCUGGAUGACUUUGUGGACCAGGAGAGCCACGGCAGUGAGGAGAGCAGUAGUGGGCCCAAAGAGUCCCCUGGAGGUUCUGAAGAGGGACUGCACGUUGCCCUGGGAACCCCAGAUUGGAGAAAGCUUAGGAAUCCAGCUGGGGGCCUUUCUCCAAAGGAGGGCCGCACCAGCUGGAGCCCUCAGGGCCUCAGAAACAGAGGAGAUGGUCACAACUCUCAGCAGGUCCCAGAAGGGGCUAAUGGCCUUGCAGGCCACCUGCAGGAGCCUUUAUCCUGGCCAGCUCCCAGAUUAAGGAGAUCCUUCAGGAGGAGCUCUCAGGUAGGGAGAGCUAAAUUGUCCUCCUCCGAUGAGGAGUGCGUUGAGGAGGACUUCCUGAAAAGAAGUCGGCGCCCACCACGGUCCAGGAAACCCUCCAAGGCAGGAGCAGUGUCCAGCCCCAGGGUGGAUGCUGCUUUGACAACAAAACCUGCCCACAUUAAGGCUGCUGUCGUUGAGAGGGGUCCACUACACAGCCUGUGGACCCCAGGCAGGGAGGAGCCUGUAGCCUUGGUCCCACACAAACCCUCUGAACACAAGUCAUCCCUGGUCCCCCUAGAUGCCAGGGAGCAUGAAUGGAUUGUGAAGCUUGCCACUGGGUCUUGGAUUCAGGUGUUGACUUUGUUCUGGGAGGACCCCCAGCUGGCUUUGCACAAAGACUUCUUAACUGGGUACACUGCUUUGCACUGGAUAGCCAAACAUGGUGACCUCAGGGCCCUUCAGGACUUGGUCUCUGGCACCCAGAAAGCAGGGAUUGCUCUUGAUGUAAAUGUGAAGACCAGUUGUGGGUAUACCCCUCUGCACCUUGCAGCCAUUCACGGCCACCAGGGGGUCAUGAAAUUACUAGUGCAAAGGUUGGCUUCUCGGGUGAAUGUCCGGGACAACAGUGGGAAGAAGCCAUGGCAGUAUCUGACCAGUAAUACCUCCGGGGAGAUAUGGCAGCUGCUGGGAGCCCCUCGGGGCAAGCCUAUUUUUCCUGUCUAUUCCUUAGUCCGAAGCUCUUCCCCCACCAGGAAAGCCAAGAGUCGGGAAAUAUCUAGAAAUAUCACCCGGAAGACUUCCCUUGCCACACUACUCAAAAAUCAGCACAGCAAAUGGAAGUUAGCCAACCAGUACGAGAAAUUCCCCACUCCAAGGGAAAGGGAGGAGUAUAGUGACUGAGGCGGGACCCUCUCUCUGACACGCAGCCACCACACCCCCAUUCUUGAGCCCCUCAAUGAGAGAAUUCAGGGGAAACAGAAAAAUUGCUGAGGAGUUGGUAAACAGAGAGAUCAACCUGGAGUUUCCCUGCCUGAGUUUUAUAGGUCAACACGUCUUGGACCUCAGAGAUCAGCCAGGCUCUCCGAUGGCUCAAGACCUUGGGCCAGUGAAUCCUCUACAAGAGGUAGAAUCAGGUGCUUAAAACCCAGCAGGUGUUUCUUCUUCUUCCCUUGCCACCACAAACCUGGGCACAGUAAGCCACAUUUUCCAAGGCAGCAAUCCCAGGCCUUGACUAGGGAGGGAACAGAUGUCGAAUAAGAAGGGGAGCAUUUCGAGGAAUUGAUGAAACUCAAACAAAAUCCUCUCUGGCUGGUGGAUCUCUGGCUUAUGUUCAAUGGAGAAUAAUUUGGCUGCGAGUGGAAAGCACCAGAUUUGAAAUCAGAUGGCUCCUCUCUCUCCCUUCCCUCCCACCCUUCUUUCCUUCCUUUUUUUUUUUUUUUUGCAUUCAAAUCAGUGAAAUAAACUUAUUACUGGAGAGUAGAAUUUGAUUUAAGAGAUUCCUCAGUUGAAUGUAAUAUAUGGAGACUAAGGCAUCAAAUAAUUUGUGCCUUAUUUGGGGCUCUUCUCCAUGGUCAAAGAAGCAGUUGGGUAAGAUCCAGUUAUGACUGACAUCUAGGUCAUGCUUUUUUUGUUUAAAUCAAUCUAAGGGAAACUUUCCAAAUGUAAAAACUGUUGGCUCAUUUGCCUAGUGACACAAGGAAACUCCCUGUGUCACAAACAGCAGAAUUAGCAUUAGUAGUUUGCAAUAGGUUUGAAUGGCCAACGUUCAUACUCAUGAAAGGCGAGAAGUGAUUUUGCCUCUGGGAAGCAGUAUGGGUUAAGAGGUGAAUACCUCCCCACCAGAAAUUUUCUAAGCUGCUAAAUAUAAUUUUAUUUGCACUAAACUUGUUGCCAAUUAAGAUUAAAUAUUAGCCUUGAAGUGCUGUAUCUCUAACAGGAAGUGUUCUGUUAAUUGCUUGUGAUGGGACUGAUCUUUGUGGGUCUGUGGGAUGAGAGAACGGCUAGUCUAUAAACAGCAGUAGCACAUCAAGAUUUCAGAAUAAAUUCAAAGAGGGCUGAAAAUGAAAUUUCCAAGUGGAAAUUGUUAAUUUUUUUAUGGAAAUGUUUUCGUGUGCUGUGGUAAUGAUGCUGUAUUUUAAAAGUAUUUUUAUAUUUCUUCUGGUUAUUUCCCCCCUUAAAUGUCAACCAAUCUUUAUAACUUACUGUAUUUAUGCUGAUUACUGUUAAUUCUCUUCUUUACAAAAUUGUGUCUCAGUGAAUGUCAAAUAUUUUUGUUUCUUUGUAGUUUUACUUUAUAAUUUUGCUGAAAUAAAUAUAUGUUCUAUUAGAAAAC